Molecule: messenger RNA, 2996 nt
Organism: Polyodon spathula (Mississippi paddlefish)
Lineage: Eukaryota; Metazoa; Chordata; Actinopteri; Acipenseriformes; Polyodontidae
Exons: 6
Coding region: 863-2281 (472 amino acids)
Source: RefSeq, a predicted model, not a curated record
AUGUCACUAGCAGUGGGCACGACUGGUUGAAACCUUUCGCAUAUUAUUGGCUGCAGAAACUCUCUUUAACCCAGCUGGGGAGACUGGCUGGCUGGCUGGGCACCCCCUGUGUAAGCAAAGGCGGGGUGGUGAGGAGAGGAGGAGGCGGUUGUGAAAUUGGAUACCGGAUUGAGCCAUGUUGGCUCUUGUGUUGCACUGCGCUGGAUCUGAAAUGGCUCCAGUUUCGACUUUGUUUUUGCGCUCUCUCUCUCGGGUUUGUUAUUCCUCAGGGUGCUCUUUGUGUUUGGAUGAUGCUGUGUAAAUGGUUGCUUUCUUAACGAUAAACGAUUUGUUUGCGUUUUAUUUUUAAACUGAAUUGUUUCAGCUGUGAAACGCAAGACUUGAAAGCAAAGAAAGAAAGGGCAACCCACGCCGGCUUCCAGAGAGGCGAGGGAGGCAAACGAAACUGAAUCCACUUUGGUUUUACAGUACAGCACAAAUCCAUUUCAAAACUAAACACACAAAAUACGGUUUCAUUUUGAAUUGCACUGAUAUCCACACGAACAGAACUACGGUAUUAGCAAAGGUAUCCGGUGUAGAGCCAGGAGACCGCAUGUAAGUGAAAUGAAUGCUUUUUUUUUUGCCGAUUUGUUUUCAACUUGCUUUUCUUUCCCCUCUUGCAGAGAUGGGCAGCCUGCACAGUGCGGUGAACUGCACCGUAACGAGUGUAGUAGCAGCGCUUUGCAAAAUGUUAACACCGUGAAGGCGGUCCUGUUAAUGUUGCGUGUCCCAUUGCUUUACACUGUUACAACUCUCUAUUACCUGAACGCCUAUGGAAGCAGAAUGGUUAAAAGGCCGUGUGCGUCAUUCCUGAUAACUGAGAAUGGAUCAGCCUCACUCAGAGGAAGUUUCUGAGAUGGAAACAGCUCACAUCAGCCCAGAGCUUCCUGUUCGAUGGGUUGUUUCUGCAGACAGGACUGUUGAGAUCAAGGAGGAAGUGACUGAGCUGGGGUGCGACCAUGCCAACGAGCGAAUCCUGCAGGAGGAAACGCCACCUUCUAGCAUCACUGAGAGAGGUACUGAGAUGAAAUUGGUACAUUGUGGUAGAAGACAAGAAUCAGAAAUGGCAUCUUCUCACAUUAAAGAGGAGACCCCAGAACUGGAACCCGUCCCCAUUAAAGAGGAGACCCCAGAACUGGAACCUCUCCACAUUAAGGAAGAAAUCUCCGCGCUGGAACCUGUCCACGUUAAAGAGAAGAGUCCUGUACUAAAAUCAGCAGACUGUGAACACCUUUCAGUUAUGUCUGAUGGCAACACGUGUGCUCCCACCACUCAGCUUCGCUGGACUGAGGAGGAGACCAGGGCAUUAAUAAACAUAGUCAGUGACCUGGGAGUGAUGAAUCGGCUCGAUCGCCCCAAACAGCGCAACCAGCAUGUGUACAAGCAAGUGGUUGAGGCCCUCUCUAAACGAGGGAUAGACCGCACAGUCCCGCAGGCCAGGGACAAAUUCAAAAAGCUGAAGCAGUCCUACCUGCAGGAACGAGCAAGGAGGUGUUGUUCGGGAGAAGCAGGACAGUCCCGGUUCCGGUUCUGGGAAGAGAUGAACGGUUUGCUGGGGCAGCGGCCGGUAGCUGCCCACUUGAGUGACACCUCCCAGCAUGCUGCUUCUGAGGCGUCUUCCUCCUGUCUUGAUCAAGACCCCUCCAGCAGUGAAACUACUGCAUCACAGUCUUCAGCCAUAACCUCCUCAAGUCCUCAACCACAAGCUGAAGAACUGAGCAAACAGUCCGAUUCAGAUGCCGCACAUGUGGAGAGGCAAGAAAAGGCAACUGAGGCAGGAGAAUUGGUGCUUGAGACGCCACAACCUGACGUGGCAGCUAGGGGACGACAUCGCAAUGCUCGCCCGCCACGAUGCCUUUUAGUAACGGAGUACAGGCGGUCCAGUCUGCUAGAAAUGAGACUGAUGCGACACCAGAUGCAAGCCGCAGCUGCGAGGCAGCACUUCCUCUUCCUGCAGGCAGAGCGGCGCCGUCAGCACGACUGGUCGAGGUGGAUGAGGCAGCAGCGGCGUCAGCAUCAGGAAACCGUGGCAAUGCUCUCCGGGUUCCUGCGGAGCAUUGCAGAGGCCGGGACAUCCAACCGACCCAUGGUUGACGCCAGCACCAACCUAACUUCGGCUUCUCCUGGCAGAGCACAAGACGGCGGACUGUCUAUUCGCCGUGCAGGUCUCCCUCCAAGAGAGAUGCCCGUACCAGGGCAAGAAGAGGUGCCCCACAACUGUAAUACAUAUGCCCCUACGUAAAUACUACAAUAGAAUUACAAAUGAGCGCAUCGGUUGUGUUUUUUUUUUAUUAUUAAUAUUUAACACAAAGGUAAAUGCAACAAAAACUUACAAUAAAGGAGAGCGUCUGAUCGCACGAGCCUCCUCAGAUCGCUGCUGUCCAAUUGAACCUGGUGGCCGAGGUAGCGUUUCCACAGCUCCAUGAACAUUGGUGACUGGACAGCGGCAAUGUCUCUGCCCACUUCCCGGCUUGUUUGUUAGGUAGAAAGAGAGCAGAGCGUGACUGACAUCAUUUAAGACAUAUUGCCAAAACACAGGUUUAUCGGCUGAAAAAGAAAACUAUUAUAAUCAUUUUCUAAAUAGUUCUUGCGGUGUGUUUUUUUCAGUUAAAACUUCAAGCCCUGCAUACAACAGCUUUGAUAACGUUUUGCAAAUGAAUUCAUAUUCAGAUACUUGCCUGAAUCUUCAAUGGGUUUCAGAACAUGACAAGUCCUUGUUUGCCCCAGCACUAUUGUUACUGCCAGACUGAGUCAGAUGACAGAAGUAAAGAAGGAUUGAAUGCAUGACAGGGGGAUUCUGAUAACAGCUCUGAAAGUACGUUUUCAUUUUGUGAAAAUGAGGCUGAUGAAGAUGACCUGGAGACAAAACCAUCCUUUGAUUAUAGCAAUACACCCUGCCAUUCAUCUCUGCAUGCUUUCAGUAGAGCAAUACACCCUGCCAUUCAUCUCUGCAUGCU